AUGGCAUCUGCCUCGGCCCCUCCUGAACUCUCGCAGCCCUCGACGCUGCUCACGCAUCCCACGCCAGCUGCUGCCGACCUGGCUCGAUAUGUCACGCUACCAGCUACACCUUUUGCCACGGCAAAAACCUCGACCAUCUCGGUCGGUUCCGCCUACAAACUCUCCUCGGAUGCAAGGUCGCUGCGCCGUUUGAAGGCAACGCUGCCCAUCCUCAUCGCCGGUCAUGCGCUCAACCUCGUCAAUCCGCAGACGCAAACGCCCAUCCAAAGCUUCACGCUUUCCUCUGCAGAGAUCGCCUCUUCGCCGCCUCUCACCCUUCUCCGCGCGCUCAGCGCACGACGCUCGCUCCGCACCACCUACAUCGGCAUCCAGUCCUACUCUCGAGCCAAGUCCGGUGAUGCUGCUCUUACCGCUACGCAUCAUCUUUGCGCUUACAUCGAGCAGCUCUCCGCAAAGGGCAAAGAGAGUGCCAAAGUGGACGUCAACAAGGUAUUGCUUUCCGUCAACAAGCCCAUCCGUCUCAUCCACGCCCUUGGCGAUGGUCGCCUCGUUCUCACCCAUUCAGAUGACAGCCUCACCAUCGUCUCUGCCCUGUCCUUCACCUACGACAACCACAACGACAGCAACAACGUCGAUGACGAUGACCAAGUCGUCUCUAACCAAGCACUCGCCAGCUCGUUUCAAGUCAUCGACACCAUACACGCCUCUCAACACCGCAGUGCUGACCGAUGUCAUUUCUACGUCAACUUGCUCGACGCUGCUUCGGCAAAGGGUCUCAUCGCUGCUAGCUCCAAGAUCGAGGACGCUGCUGUGGUCGGCUUGCGCGUCGCCAUCACUUCGGAUGUCAAAUCGUCGUCGUCCUCCUCCUCCUCCUCCACCUCCACCACCACCAGCAACAUCCAAGACGACGCAGCCAAGAAGAAGAAGCGUUCCAAGCGUUCCAAGCACGGCCUCAGCCAAGCCGAUGACGACCAAUUGCAAGACACCGAUAACCUGCUGCCACUAGCACACGCUCCGACCGGCCCGCUCAUCCUAGAGCUCACUGCGUUUGUCAAGAGCUUUGACGGGGCCGAGUCGUCGAUCGCCACCAUCAAGCUCGGCCAGGUCCAAGUGCCCAGCAUUUCCAACGCAAGACACGUUGUCGACGUACAAAUGCAUCCUCAUGGCCGCCUUGCCGUCUUGGGCUUUGAUGGCCAGCUCACCUCGAUGAGCCUCGCCACCUCGGCCAGCAGCGAGCCGCUACUGAGCAACCUCAACAUCAACAGGCUUGACGCAUUGGCGCAUGCGAGCAGCUCGCGCGCUUCCUCUUCUUCCACCGCCUCACCCUCGUGCUGCCUGCUUCUCAGUCGCGAUCAUGCACUCAUCGUGGGCGUCACUCGACCAACGCCAGCCACUGCCGAUAAGGAACGUGUCGUGGCACUCAUCGUCGACCUCGAACUCAACGCCGUGCUCAAACAGAUUGACUGGGCGCUUCCCAUGGUUCCAGUUUCCAGCACCGCCGCUUCCUCCUCUGGCUUGCUUCAGCGCAUGUCUAGUAUCUCGGCAUCGCGUAUCGCUGGCUCGACAAGCAUCAUUACCAUCGGUCCUCCCACCCUUUCCUCUCGCACCUCGAGCUCAUCCGACAAAGCCGAGGCUCUGGCUCAGCUUCAUCAGCGCCGCGUUUGUCUGCUCUCCCUUCCCUUUGUGGUUCCUGAAAUGAGCGUGCUGCGCGACGCUCUAGGCAAAGGUCAGCUCACAGCGAGGUGGAUGCAAACCUCUGAUCAAGCCAUCCUAACGCGUUCUGGUGUACAACUGGACGCAAGCAGAACCGCUUUGCUCGAACAGAUCCAGACCAUCUCGCAAGGUAGUAACAAACCAGCCAGCAAAGGAGCCGAGCUUCAUUCGGCCGUCUCCAGCUGGCUCGACGUCGCAACGCAAGACGGACGCAUGCUCGAGACGCUCAGCGCACACGAAGCCGACAGCGUCUUCUUUGGCGAGCUGCUUCAACUUCUUCUGCCCGCCCCACCCCAACGCAGCAGCAAGGGCAAUGGUGUCGGCAGCGCUCCUUUGCUGGCACGAGCGGCUUUGCUCGCUCUGCUGAAGCACCCUCGAGCUCAUCCUUCCAUCUUUGCUACACUCAGGCCUUGCCGUGCUACAGAAGCGCCGACAGCCAACGUCUCGGUGCAGGCCAACGGAGCUGGACUCGCCGAAUUCUGGUCAAGACUGGCAGCGUGGAACGAUGCACAGCUGACGCGUGCCGCCUUGAAGCGCAUGCCCGACAUUGGCGAAGACACGUUUGUCUCGGUGUUGCUCUCUGCACUUCGCGGCUUGCUUCAGAUAAAGAGGCGCGGCGACGCCGUGAGUGCCAAAACGACUCGACCGUACAUGGCCUUGUUGGCGCACGUGGUGCAGCUACGCGUUUCCAGGCCGACACUGCGAAGCGCUCUGAAAGCUCAGCUGCGCGACGAUGUGAAUCCGGUCAUGGCGCUCUUGCAGCUUUGCAAUGCAUGGCUGAGCCAAAUCAUCCAGCUUCCUUUGUCCGAGGUUGAAGCUAAAUCGCAUGCCACGGUGGCGGGGCAAGCCAGAGUGCCCGAUGCGGACGCUGUGAUGGCGUUGGCCAACGAUGUGCUCGAUACGUUUUUCCCGCUGUUGCUUGUUACGCCGCGCUCGCACGCAACAGUCCAGUCAUUAUCGCGGACGAUUUCUCGCUACCUGCAACUCAUGUCGACGCUGCGCCUGCUCAACGCGCCGCUCUCGGCAUUUGCCAAGUUACAGCAGGAGUGCGAGCUGGUCGCUCGUACCGAAGCGGCUGACAAGAGCCACAAAGCCGGCGGCACCACAUUGUCGGCCAGCGGUGCUGUCGCGUCGGCGGGUAAUGCCAAGGUGCAGCCGAGCAGCAAAGCAGACGCUGCGGCGCGUGCAGAGAUGGGCGGUGGACUGGGCAUCAAGCUUGGCACGCAGGGUGAAGCCAAGACACGUCGUGUGCACUUGCUCGAACAGAGCAUGCUCGUGGGUGCGUACAGCUUUGAGCGUCUCGAGAUCUGA
Messenger RNA from Mycosarcoma maydis (corn smut), 3024 nucleotides. RefSeq lists its product as uncharacterized. The transcript has a single exon. Bases 1 to 3024 code for a protein of 1007 amino acids. Lineage: Eukaryota; Fungi; Basidiomycota; Ustilaginomycetes; Ustilaginales. The record is from RefSeq and is a predicted model, not a curated record.